AUGUCCAAGACCCGCACUGAGAAGAUCUCGACCGGCGAGGGCCCGUCGGUCUUCAUCAUUGGCGCCGGUAUCGGCGGUAUCACCAUGGGCCUCGAUCUCGACAGCCGCGGCAUCACCAACUGGAUGAUGUUUGAGCGCUCCGACGGCAUCGGUGGCACUUGGCACGCCAACCGCUACCCUGGCUGCCGCUGCGACGUCCCCGCCAUUGUCUACUCGCACUCGAAGCACCCCAACCCCAACUGGACCCAGACGCACCCCGAGCGCGCCGAGAUCCAGAAGUACUGGGAGAACCUUGCCUACUCGCAGGGCCAGAAGGAGCGCAUCCGCCUGAAUCAGAACAUCGUCGAUGCCAAGUGGGACAAGACGCGCAAGCUCUACGUCGUCGAGGUCAAGGACCUCGUCAAGGACGAAACGUACUUUGUCGAGACCGACAUUCUCGUCACUGCCUCGGGUGGUCUCUCGCAGCCCAAGUACAUCGACCUCCCCGGCGAGGAGGGCUUCAAGGGCCAGGUCGUGCACGCUGGUGACUGGCCGCGUGAUCUCUCCGUCGAGAGCCUCAAGGGCAAGAAGGUCGUUGUCGUCGGCAACGGAUGCUCGGGUGUCCAGGUCGUCGCCACGCUGGGUGAGGAUCCCGAGAUCGAGGUCGUCUCGCUCGCGCGUGCGCGCCAGUGGUUCGUCCCCUCCAACCCGGGAGAGCCCCGCCACUCGGUCCCCUACUCGGAGACCCGCAACAAGCUCUGGCGCAAGUUCCCCUUCCUGAUGGGUGCCGAGCGGUUCAUCAUGGCGUGCAUCAUGGACUCGCUCUGGUACUGGUACAAGGAGAAGGAGGGCAAGCGCGCGCGCACCAAGCUCCAGGCCUCGCUUCUCGAGUGGUACAAGGCCGAGCUGCCGGAGUACAUGCACGACGCCAUUGAGCCCACGCACCCCUUCGGCUCGAAGCGUCUCAUCUUUGAGGACGGCUACUUUGAGGCCCUCCGCAAGCCCAACGUCAAGUUUGUCGACGGCCGCAUCGCCUCCCUCACCGAGGAGAAGGUCAUUGUCGACGACGGCCGCGAGCUCGACGCCGACCUCGUCGUCCUCGCCACCGGCUACGACGCCGACACGACCCAGUACCAGGUGCACGGCUCGACCGACUCGACGGCCAACUACAAGUCGCGCUCCGAGUACCACACGUACCGCGGCAUCUCGCACCCGGGCAUCCCCAACUUCUUCAACGUGCUCGGCAACAACAUGGGUCUGAACCACAUGGGCAUCACGACCGUGAUCGAGAUCCAGACGGCGUACAUCGGCCAGCUGGUGGAGCAGAUGCGCGACAACAACAUCAAGGAGCUCGAGGUCCGCAAGGACGCGACGUUCAAGUACGAGACGUGGAUCGAGAAGCGCCUCAACGACACGACCUGGGUGCAGGUCAACAACUGGUGGCGCGGCAACGACGGCAAGGGCCGUCUCUUCACGCACUACCCGGGCAGUGUCCGCCGUCUGUGGUGGGAGCAGCACAAGCCCAUCUACAAGGACUGGAUUGGCGCCGACGCCGUCGUCCGCAAGGAGCGUCUCCGCCGCGUCGUCUUCGUCGCCGCCCUCCUCGCCUCGGGAUACUUUGCCAAGCAGCACAACUUUGAGUACGAGUCCAUGAAGGACACCAUCGUCGGCGAGGCCAUCAAGCUCGUCGCAUCGGCUAAGGUAUACCUCCAGUCGUGGACUGCCAAGUCGUCAUAA
Molecule: messenger RNA, 1716 nt
Organism: Trichosporon asahii var. asahii CBS 2479
Lineage: Eukaryota; Fungi; Basidiomycota; Tremellomycetes; Trichosporonales; Trichosporonaceae
Exons: 2
Coding region: 1-1716 (571 amino acids)
Molecular function (GO): oxidoreductase activity
Source: RefSeq, a predicted model, not a curated record